CUGGGCGGCCGGGCCAUGGGGGAGGCCGAGGUGGGCGGCGGUGGCGCGGCGGGCGACAAGGGGCCGGGCGAGGCAGCCACCAGCCCGGCCGAGGAGACGGUGGUGUGGAGCCCCGAGGUGGAGGUGUGCCUCUUCCACGCCAUGCUGGGCCACAAGCCUGUCGGUGUGAACCGGCACUUCCACAUGAUCUGUAUCCGGGACAAGUUCAGCCAGAACAUCGGUCGGCAGGUCCCGUCCAAGGUCAUCUGGGACCACCUGAGCACCAUGUAUGACAUGCAGGCCCUGCACGAGUCUGAGAUUCUUCCAUUCCCGAAUCCAGAGAGGAACUUCGUCCUUCCAGAAGAGAUCAUUCAAGAAGUCCGAGAAGGAAAAGUGAUCAUUGAAGAGGAAAUGAAAGAGGAGAUGAAGGAGGAUGUGGACCCCCAUAACGGGGCCGACGACGUUUUUUCAUCUUCAGGAAGCUUGGGGAAAUCCACAGAAAAAUCCAGCAAAGACAAAGACAAGAACUCCUCAGACUUGGGGUCCAGAGAAGGGGCGGACAAGCGGAAGCGCAGCCGGGUCGCUGACAAAGUCCUGACCGCCAACAGCAACCCCUCCAGCCCCAGCUCCGCCAAGCGGCGCCGAACGUAGAUGCUCCCCGGGCGCGGAGGAGGGCGGACGGGCCGGCGGACAGGCAGGAGCCGUGCUCACCAGGCAGGCGGCUGGUCAGACGCCGGAGGCCCCGCACUGUCCGCUCAGACCAUCUGGGCUCUGAUGGAUCCACGAGACCAGGAUGGCCCCGCGCUCUCAGGUGUCGAGAGCGGUGAGUGGGGAGUCGGGCUCCAUCUUCUCUGGACGUCCACACGUGGCUUCCUGGGACGUGGAUCAGCUCCACCUCUGCUGAGGCGCUGGGGGCGGGUAGGAGACCCGGCAUGGCAGGCAGUAGAGCACCGUUCCCCUCCGUCCUCUGAGGAGCGCUGGCCUUCCCGGGCGACUGGCUCUUCCUGUGCAUCCAAUCGUCCAUCCGUCCGCCACUCUUUCUACAGUGACUGCCACCUCAGGAGAGAGGCCCCCGUGCCCACGCCGCGGCCCCUCCCUCGCCACCUGAGAAGCAGAAGACUGGAUGUUGUGCCUCGUUCACUUGUACUGUAAUGAUGUAUAUAAUUUGGUUGGUAUUUCACUAUUUAAUUUUUAAGAAGCCUAUUUUAUUAGUGUUUUUUAGGAAGAAAAUACUGCAGAAGUUAAACCUGUGUUGUAUUUUUUCUGAGAUGUUUUGUUUUAAGGAUAUGACUACGGAGGUACUUUUUGCUGUUUUUAUAUGCUAGAUACAGAGAAUUUGUAGCGGUUAUUUUUGUAUUACCGAGUAGCUUGCAAACAGACCAAAUGAGUGAGUGAGGGGAAAGCCGGCUGUGGGGCUGCCAAGGCCGUGGCUCUGGGGUGACUAAAUACACUUCCGUUUGUGGAAAAUUAAAGCACAAAAAGCAA
This is a messenger RNA of Diceros bicornis minor, 1464 nucleotides long. RefSeq names its product MRG domain binding protein (gene MRGBP). Gene Ontology annotation, cellular component: nucleus; NuA4 histone acetyltransferase complex. Lineage: Eukaryota; Metazoa; Chordata; Mammalia; Perissodactyla; Rhinocerotidae. Bases 16 to 630 code for a protein of 204 amino acids. Gene Ontology annotation, biological process: regulation of transcription by RNA polymerase II. The record is from RefSeq and is a predicted model, not a curated record. The transcript is spliced from 5 exons.